Molecule: messenger RNA, 645 nt
Organism: Monoraphidium neglectum
Lineage: Eukaryota; Viridiplantae; Chlorophyta; Chlorophyceae; Sphaeropleales; Selenastraceae
Exons: 6
Coding region: 1-645 (214 amino acids)
Source: RefSeq, a predicted model, not a curated record
AUGACCAACCUUACGCAAUACAACCCGGUCCAAGAUGACAUCAGCCUGCCAGAAAACAAGUGCGGCGUGAUCAUGUCCGUUGAUAUGGAUGAGAACUGGUCCGGCACAAAGUCUGCGGUCCUCCUGGCCGGCAACAAGAAAGCCAACACUGACAGCAACAACUCAUGCAACACCGAGGCCAUCUCUGAGCCCGACAACGUGCAUUAUGUCGCCAACACCCUCAUCAUCAAUGAGGACACGGGGAACCACCUCAACAACGUCGCAUGGGCGUAUGACCUCGACUCAGGCAAUCUCACGCGCAUCCUGUCGUCACCCAAGUUUGCUGAGGUCACUGGCAUUUGGGCCAGCAGGAUUGGAGACAAGGUGUACCUGUCUAUGGGUAUCCAGCACCCCAUGGAGGAUGAGGAUGCACCAUUGGAUGCUCCCACCAAGGAGGAGUUCCUGGCCAGGCAGGGCUACCUGGGCUACCUGGGCCCGCUGCCCGCGUCGAUCCUGUCACCCGACGUUACCCUGGAAUUCGAGGGCAUCCCCAAGGCCACCGGCGAUGACAUCAACAAGGUGGUUGCAACCACAAAAGUCUGCGUCAAGCCGUCUGGCAUCGCCAUAGCGAGCCAGGCCCCCUACCGCAGGCUCGGGGACAAGUGA